UCACUGUCAAAUAUAAAAUAAUUUUUUUUGCUACUUCUGCUGGCGUGUUAGCUUCGAAAUAAGUAAUAAGAAAAAUCAUUUUUUAAUUAAAAAUUAUAAAAAUGUAUUCCAAUGAUGAUUAUGAACAAGGUUAUUAUGACGAUUAUUCAAAUACAAUGGAUUCAGGUAUGGACAGCUAUGAGCGAAGUUACACAAAAAUGCCUGAGAAUGUAAAACAUUUUCUUUUGAAUUUUCGGGCUGCUAUAAAUGAUGGGGCUAUCCUUGACAUUCAAAAUAUGUACGAAAACACAUUUCCUCAGUUAAGUGACCAUUACUUUGACAAAUGUUCUUGGCCUGAUGAAAAGGAGGUUAUGCAGUUAGUCGAAGGAGAUAAAUUAUUUAUGAUAUUUUAUAAAGAGUUAUACUAUCGUCAUAUACAUGCCAGAAUUCCUGGAGGACCAACAUUGUCCCAAAGAGUUACAUCGUUUUUUAACUAUUGCGAUUUUUUCAAUUUAAUUUUAUCAGCUUCAGAUCCAGUUUUGAUAGAAUUACCCGAUAUAUGGUUAUGGGAAUUAGUUGAUGAAUUUGUGUAUCAGUUCCAAAACUUUGCACAGUAUCGGGCUCGUUCUAGAGAUAAUGCGAAUGAUAAUGCAGUGCUAAACAAUAGCAGUAAUGUAUGGAGUAUUUUAUGUAUACUUAAUGUCUUGCAUUCUCUAGUAGAUAUUUCAAAUAUUAAAAAACAAUUAGAAGUUGCGACGCAAGGAAUUGAUCCUCAGACUGUGGCUGGAAAAUUCGGAAGCCAUUCAUUUUAUAAAAUGUUGGGAUAUUUUUCUUUGGUUGGUCUUUUACGUGUGCAUUCAUUGCUAGGAGACUAUUAUCAAGCAAUAAAAGUCCUUGAACCAAUUGAAAUUCAUAAAAAGUCACAAUAUUCCCAUAUCCCAGCAUGUCAAAUUUCUACAUCAUAUUAUGUGGGCUUUGCUUAUAUGAUGAUGCGUCGUUAUACUGAUGCUAUAAGAACUUUUUCAGGAAUUUUAUUAUACAUUCAACGUACUAAACAAUUGUAUAGCACCCGGUCAUAUCAGAAUGAUCAAAUAAAUAAGCAAACCGAUCAAAUGUAUCAUCUUUUGGCUAUUUGUUUGGUUUUACAUCCUCAAUAUAUUGAUGAAUCAAUACAACAAGUAUUACGUGAAAAAAAUUAUCAUGAUGCUAUGUGCAAAAUGCAAUGUGGCGACCUUGAUACAUUCAAGAAAUUUUUCAUUUCUGCUUGCCCAAAAUUUGUUAGUUUGCAAUCAACAUCUACGGAUCCCACAGAAGAUUACGGAAAAGAACAAAUGGAACAUCAAUUACAAGUUUUUAUGGACGAAGUACGUCAACAAAAAGAAUUACCAAUUAUUCGUUCAUAUUUAAAAUUAUAUACAACUUUGCCAUUGGAAAAACUUGCUUCGUUUAUGAGUCAAAAUUCAGAACAAGUCGAUGAUCGCCAAAUUGAUAAUCUUUUAAUUCAUUUAUUAUGUUUCAAGCAUAAAAUGAAGAAUAUUGUUUGGUCAAAAGGUUCAAGUGGGUUAGAUGGCAAGUUUCAAUCUGGCUCUGAGCUUGAUUUUUAUAUUGAUAACGAUAUGAUUCAUAUUGCUGAUACCAAAGUGGCUCACCGAUAUGGCGAUUUCUUUAUUCGCAAAAUUUUAAAAUUUGAGGAUUUAAACCGCAGAUUGCACAAUAUUAACAUUAAAUAAUUCGAUUAUAAAAUGAUAAUUAUUUUUUAAAUCCUAAUAAAAUUUACUAUAAAGUA
Condylostylus longicornis is the source of this 1765-nucleotide messenger RNA. It is a transcript of the gene eIF3l, whose product is annotated as eukaryotic translation initiation factor 3 subunit L. Gene Ontology annotation, biological process: translational initiation. Bases 102 to 1709 code for a protein of 535 amino acids. Gene Ontology annotation, cellular component: cytoplasm; eukaryotic translation initiation factor 3 complex. The transcript has 3 exons. The record is from RefSeq and is a predicted model, not a curated record. Gene Ontology annotation, molecular function: translation initiation factor activity; protein binding. NCBI's taxonomy places the organism in Eukaryota, Metazoa, Arthropoda, Insecta, Diptera, Dolichopodidae.